CUCCAUCUCAUCUAACUAAUGCAUGCUCUUCAUAAGGCUGGAUUGAAAGCAUCUCAACUGGAGAAAGUACAACAAUUCAUUGCAUUCACCUCGGUGAGUGAUAAAGAAGCCAUACGGCGGCUGCGAAAAACAAACUGGAGUUUGGAAACUGCUGUCAACUCAUUUUUUGACGCAAACGGCAAAGAGGCUCUGUUUGUAUCUAAGGAAACCUGUGACGUUCGGCAGCUACAUAGCAUUUUUGAAAAGUAUAAAGACGAUGACCAGGACAUCAUCGGCAUAGACGGCACAAUGCAGUUCUGUGAAGAUUUGGGACUGGAGCCCACUCAAAUUGAAUUCCUCGUGCUAUCCCAUCAUCUUGGUUCCGAGAGGAUGGCUGAAUUUACCCAAUCUGGCUUUGUAGAAGGCUGGCUCAAAUUACGAUGUGAUACCCUUGAUAAAAUGAAGAAUGCCAUAUCAACCUUCAGGCAGUGGAUGGAUGACGACGAAGCUCAUUUUAAGGAGAUUUACCUUUACGCCUUUAAGUUUGGCAAACAAGCCGGUCAGAAGAGUCUUUCUCUCGAGGCGGCGGUUGAGUUGUGGCGAUUGUUACUUCAGGGUCGAUUUGAACAUUUGGACUUGUGGAUUAAAUUCAUUGAGGAACAACACGGUAAAGCUAUAUCUAGAGAUACAUGGAAUUUGCUUUUGGAUUUCUCCAAGCAAGCCGAUACUGAACUCAGUAAUCAUGAUGCGGAAGGUGCAUGGCCUGUGUUAAUUGAUGAAUUCGUAGAGUAUGCUAGAGCUCAGCCAAAAUAAUAAUACCCUCAUAAUGUUUUCUGAUCUCCACCGUAACGAGUUUUUGUUGAUAAAGAACGGAGGUGUGGUUUAUGAUGUGGUGAUAAA
Umbelopsis ramanniana AG is the source of this 879-nucleotide messenger RNA. RefSeq lists its product as uncharacterized. Gene Ontology annotation, cellular component: ubiquitin ligase complex. Lineage: Eukaryota; Fungi; Mucoromycota; Umbelopsidomycetes; Umbelopsidales; Umbelopsidaceae. The record is from RefSeq and is a predicted model, not a curated record. The transcript is spliced from 7 exons. Gene Ontology annotation, biological process: positive regulation of ubiquitin-protein transferase activity; protein neddylation. Gene Ontology annotation, molecular function: cullin family protein binding; ubiquitin conjugating enzyme binding; ubiquitin-like protein binding. Bases 19 to 792 code for a protein of 257 amino acids.